This is a messenger RNA of Ipomoea nil (Japanese morning glory), 558 nucleotides long. RefSeq lists its product as uncharacterized. The record is from RefSeq and is a predicted model, not a curated record. The transcript has 2 exons. Bases 1 to 558 code for a protein of 185 amino acids. NCBI's taxonomy places the organism in Eukaryota, Viridiplantae, Streptophyta, Magnoliopsida, Solanales, Convolvulaceae.
AUGAAUUCCUCCUGGAGACUUCCAUGGAUCUUCAUCACAACCCUACUGGCUUCAACUUUGUUUGAAGGAAACUACUGCCAAAUGGAGGAAUGUGGUUUCCAGGACAUAGAUCUCCAACAAUGCUUGAACCAAGGCACCCAAAUGUCAGCCCCUGCAGAAUUAUGCUGUAAAAGCCUUAACCAAGCAAUUCAGGUGGGAUAUUACUGCAUCUGCAAGCUAAUAGGAUCCACAACUCCUCUCCUUACCAACUCUCUGGUUCUCCCUAUGCCCAACUGUUUCAUUUCAAUACCUCCAUUGAAUCAAUGCCAAGAGCCUCCGCCGGUUAGUCCACAGAUGCAACCCUCUGCUCCAAAAGUGAAUGACAGUUUACUGAACUCGACUCUGAGCAACGGUUCUUCAGUUGUGACAAGUCAACAAGCCUUGGUUCCCAAGUUGGGUGAUCUUGAGAAUGGAAUAGUCCCGACAUCAUGCGGUGGAAACAAGAAGGGGAUUUGGUUACUGAUGAUGACAGGAAUACUCUUGCUGGCUGCAGUACUACUUCAUGUGUUCCUUGCAUGA